AUGGGUCCACCAAUGCCAACCGUUGAAAAUCAAGACGUCCAUGCCUCUCCACAAUUUGCCUUGCUUAACUACCUCAAUGGUUCCGUUGUAGAAGACGCUCUGGUAUGGUUUCCCUUCCCCGGCGGAGAUGACAUAACCCACCAGAUCAAAAACUCCAGGCUGUGCAACAGGGAGGAGUUUGAUCGAAUGCUCUGGAACAUCAAUGAAGGGAUCCCUUCGAGAUGCUGGUGUGGAAAGGGGAUUGUUACUUAUGUUUUAAAAACGGAGGAGAACCCAUACAGACGAUUCUUCAGAUGUGAGAUUGGUUUGCAGGUAAAAAUGGCAGUAAACAAGGAUUUGAAGCUUAAACGUCCUCUUGAAGAUGAUGAGUAUUGUGAAACUCCUAAGGAGGCUUUCAAGAAGGCGAAACUGGAAACCCAAGAGCAUUAUAGGGCUAUGCUCUGUAUGCAGAAGAAGCAAAUGGAAGCUUUGGUAGAGAAGGCUGAAGCAGAGGGUGAAGUGAGGGCUAUCACCGCUCAACUGGACUUACUUGACAAGUUCAUCCCGGAGUAUGAAGUGAAACUUGACAAGGAAACCCUUGAAUCGGAGCUGAGGCUUGCAGAAGCGAGGAUGGCUGAUGUGAAGGUUCCUACCAUUGAUUGGAGAGUAGUUUCGCUCCUGCGGCGGUUGAGAGGACGUGAUUCAGAAGGUGGUGGAGGAGGAAGGGCGUCGUCGCGUGGUACGGCAGCGAUCCGUGUUGUGGAGAAGCAAGGGAUUGGUUUGAGAAGAGGGAAGUCGAGAGGUUGA
Messenger RNA from Raphanus sativus (radish), 786 nucleotides. RefSeq lists its product as uncharacterized. Lineage: Eukaryota; Viridiplantae; Streptophyta; Magnoliopsida; Brassicales; Brassicaceae. The transcript is spliced from 4 exons. The record is from RefSeq and is a predicted model, not a curated record. Bases 1 to 786 code for a protein of 261 amino acids.